Molecule: messenger RNA, 297 nt
Organism: Aspergillus clavatus NRRL 1
Lineage: Eukaryota; Fungi; Ascomycota; Eurotiomycetes; Eurotiales; Aspergillaceae
Exons: 1
Coding region: 1-297 (98 amino acids)
Source: RefSeq, a predicted model, not a curated record
AUGGAACAGAGAGAACUUGUGGUCCGUACCCGUGAAGCCAGCUGCACUUUCGUUGGUGAUUUUUACACUUCGCGGGAGAAGACGUGUACUACGUACAACGGCAAUCUCCGCAGCACGCAACUACCAGGACUGGUGGUUGGACACAGAUACGGGGUGGAUUGCGGCCCGAAGAUCUGGCUGACGUUAGCCAUCGAUAUGUGGCUGAUUUGGCUGAUGAGAGCCAUUUUGACUUUGGCGGGCCGAACCGACAAUAGUAACGUGGAUCGCGUCAUCCAUGAAGCCAGGAACGGCGAAUAA